AUGAGUCAAACAUCAAAUCCAAUAUAUGGAUUAAGAAGAAAUAAUGGAUUUGCUGGGGGUUCAAACCCCUCCAACAACAACAACAACAACAGCAACAACAACCAUAAUGGCAAUAGAAUAUCUUUAGGGUCAGCUACUAGAACAUCAUCGAUCAUAUCUAAUAAUCUUCCAUUUAGACAAUCAUUAUUACAUGGGAAUUAUGAUAAUGCUAUCAACAAUACUCCUUCAACUUCUUCUUUACAAAAGCAAUCACAACAACAACAACAAUCCCUGCAAACUCUGCAAACAAAAAGAAGAUCAACAUUAUUAUCAACCCCAGCAACUACAACUAAACGAAGACAAAGUAUGAUGGGUAAUAACUUGCAUCAACAACAUCAAUAUGGAUCUACUGCUUUACGACAUUCAACUCAACCUUCAUCAUCAAUGAAUUCUCAAUUCAAUCAAGCAUUACAACAUGUAUCACCAUAUUAUAAUCCAACGUCAUAUUCAUCACAAACACCAUCUUCUCAACCUUCAUCGCAACAAUAUCAACAACAACAACAACAAGCAAAUAUACCAUCAUCUGCAUCUUCUUCACAACAACAACAAUCUAUGGACCCUCGACCAUUAAAAGAUAAGAAAUAUCAAGAAUUAAUCCAAAAGGAAAUCAUUCGAUAUUUAAUUGAUUAUAAAUUUGAAAUUAAAACCAAUAUUGCCUUGACAGAAAAUAUUUUGAAACUGCCGACGCAAAAAAAUUUUAAUGCUAUAUUUAAAUUUUUAUAUAAUCAACUUGAUCCUAAUUAUAUGUUUAUAAAACUGUCAAUUGAACAAGAAAUUGUCACAUUAUUGAAAUUAUUAAAUUAUCCUUAUAUGCAUACAAUUACUCGAUCACAUUUUAGUGCUGUUGGAGGCAAUAAUUGGCCAACAUUUUUAGGAAUAUUAUAUUGGUUAGUAGAAUUGAAUUUAUCAUUACUGACUUUAAAUGAUGAUGAUUUUUUGGCUGAUGAUGAUUUUGAUAAAAUAUUCAUUGAAUAUAUUUGGAAAUCUUAUAGUUUAUUCAUUAAUGAUGAAGAAGAGGAAGAACAACAACAACAAGAACAACAACAACAAGCAAAUAAUGGUGGUAGCGGUGGUGGUGGUGGGGAUAAAUUUUAUAAUGAUAUGAAAAUAAAAUUUGAUCAAUUACAAGAAAAAUUAAAUCAAGAAUUAAAUAAUGUUGAACAACAACAUGAAAAUUUAUUGAAUAAAUAUCAUGAAUUAAAUAAUCAAUUAAAAAUCCGUGAUGAUGCUUUAAAAAAAACCGUGGCAUUAGAAGAAGAUUAUAUGAAAUUAAAAUCUUAUAAUCAAAAUGUUGAAAAAAUGAUGCCUGAAUGGAAUAAAAAAUUGGAACAAUUACUGAAUGAAGUUAUAUCAUAUGAAGAACAAAUGAAUAAAUUACAAGAUGAAAAAAAAUCUAUUGAAAUGGAUUUACAACAACGAGGUAUAUCAAUUGAUAAAGUGAAUGAAUUAUAUAUUAAACGAGAUCAAUUAUCAAAAUCAAUUGAAAUUAUAUCUAAUAAAAUUGAUGAUCUCAAAGAAAAAUUACUGGGUCGAUCAUUUGAUUUAGAAAAAAAUUUUGAUAAUUUAGAAAAUUUAACUAAUCAAUAUAAUGAAAUUACCAAUAAGUUUAAUUAUUAUUACUAUCAACAAAUUCAGCAGAACCAACAACAAGAUCAACAACAGCAAGAAGAAGAAGAAGAAGAAGAAGAAGAAGAAGAGCAUCAAUUGAUACCACAAUUUGGAUUAAAAUUAGAUGAAAAUAUUAAAACCACCAAUGAACGACGACAAUUUACUCGAGAUGAAAUAUUUCUAAACAUUAAUGUUAAACAAGAACGACAAAAUUUAUUAAAUUUCCGUAAUGAAUUAGAUCAUCAAAUAUUAAAUGAUCGAUCACAAGCCAUGAAAUUCAAUGAAAAAUGUGAUAUUGAACAAGAUAAAAUUAAAGAUCAACAAUCAAUUAUUGAAGAAUUAAAAAUUCAAGAUUCUUUAAUGAAACGGAAACUGGAUGAUUUAAAACAAACAAUUUUUCAAAUACAAAAUGAAUUUAAUAGUCAAAUUGAAUCAUUAGAUCAACAAAUUAGAGAAACUAAAUCAAAUAUUCAAUCGGAUAUUUUACAAUUGGAAAGAAAAUUACGUGAUGUCAAUUUGAAUAAAAGUUUGAUUCAAGAACAAUUGAUUGGUAAACGACAAAAAAUUGAUGAAGAUGUCAUUAAUUUAACGUCAUUUAUAUUGAAAUUUAAAACUAAUAUUCAAGAAAAAUUGAUUAAUAUUGCUGAUAUUGUUCAAGAUCAAUUGAAAAAAGAACAACAACAACAACAACAACAACAAGCAUCACAACAGCUAGAGUGA
This is a messenger RNA of Candida albicans SC5314, 2367 nucleotides long. RefSeq names its product kinetochore-associated Ndc80 complex subunit. The record is from RefSeq and is a predicted model, not a curated record. Bases 1 to 2367 code for a protein of 788 amino acids. The transcript has a single exon. Gene Ontology annotation, cellular component: Ndc80 complex. Gene Ontology annotation, biological process: attachment of mitotic spindle microtubules to kinetochore. Lineage: Eukaryota; Fungi; Ascomycota; Pichiomycetes; Serinales; Debaryomycetaceae.